GGUAGGUUUCAGCUAUGUAUAAUUAUGGUUUGCAUUAUACUUCUGAUGGAGUAAAUCAUCAAUUUAUUAUAACAAUAAGUGUUAUUGAUUUUUUUUUAAUAUAUACUGUUAUUAAUUUGGUGUUUGUUUUCGAAUUUGCAGUUUGAACAUGAGCGACAGAAAGAAAGGUGCACCACAGAAGAAUCAAACUGAGUAUGACAAUGAGAUUAAGAAAAUCGUAAAUGAAAAGCUUGUCGAGUGGGAUAACACCACUUGCAAUAUCUUUGAAUAUAGGAAAGAUAAGAGAUUUGGUUCGUCCACGCCCAGAGAGGCUCCACCAUCACGAGGUCAUCGAAGAAUGAAGGGGGCAAUCAUCACACCCCCUAGAGGUCGCAGUAAGGGUAAAGCACAAUACACUGCCCUAAGGAUGAACGCAUCCAACCCUCAACUUUUUGAAGAGGACGAAGACGAGGACAAGGAUGAAGAGGAGAAGAUGAUGAAGAAAUAA
Messenger RNA from Salvia splendens (bonfire salvia), 487 nucleotides. RefSeq lists its product as uncharacterized. The coding region runs from base 149 to 487 and encodes 112 amino acids. The record is from RefSeq and is a predicted model, not a curated record. Lineage: Eukaryota; Viridiplantae; Streptophyta; Magnoliopsida; Lamiales; Lamiaceae. The transcript has 4 exons.